AUGAUCGGAACUGAUGUUGUUGUAAUGAGAACUAAACAAAAAUUAACACCAUUAAAAGAACCACCAAAUCAUAAUAUUGAAAAUCAACAAAUAACAAUUAAUGAUUCAACAAUUAAACAACCACCAAUUAAAAAGCAAAAAUUAAUGACAAUAACUGGAUCUAGUAACCAAUCAUCAGGAAUAACAGGACCAUUGAAGAAUGUAACAAUAACCACAAUGCCAUUAUCUGAUAUUAUAAAUACAUCAAAUGUUACAACAACUACAAAAUUACCAAUAAAUGUUACAAGUAAUGUAACAAGUGGAAUAAUUUCAACAACUUCUACAACAAAUACAAUCAAUACUAGCCCUAUUACAGUGCCUUUGAAUUCAACAUCAGCCAAUUUUGCAGUAAAACAAGAUAAUACAGUCAAUCCUUCAAAUCAGUUGAAUCAAAUUAAUUCGAAAAAUAAUGAAAAAAUAAAAACAUCUCCAAAUUCCGAAAAGUCAACAAAUAAUACAAAUAAUGCAACAACAAAAAUUUGUGGUACAAAUACAAAAACAAAUCAACCAGUUGUUACUGGAGGCCGAAAAUCAACUCCAUUGCCCCAAGCAGUAGCCAGACGUAAUGCACGUGAACGUAAUCGUGUUAAACAAGUUAAUAAUGGCUUUGCAGCAUUGCGGCAACGUAUACCUGAUGAAGUUGCAGAAGCUUUUGAAGCUACGGGGGGUCGGGGUAAUAAUAAAAAAUUAAGUAAAGUUGAAACUUUACGAAUGGCAGUUGAAUAUAUCCGGAGUUUAGAAAGAAUUUUAGGUUUUGAAUAUCCAAGUAGUAUGAUGUCAUCAGCUGGUUCUGAUGGUAUGUUAAGCCCGUUACCAUCUGAUGAUGAUAUAUUAUUUAAUUCGACAAGUGAUUUUGUUACCAAUUUAUCAGAAUCAUCACCACCGCAAUGUUUAACCCCACCACCACAACCAUCAAUAGCCCAACAACCGCAACAAUUGAAUUUAAAUAAAAAUGAUAAUUCUGUGAUAAAACUUGAAAAUUCGAAUACACCUUCACCAUCUAUAAAUCAUGAUUCCCCUGAAAAUCGUUUAGGUUCUUCAUUCGACGAUGGCAGUGGUAAUUUGUAUGAUCAAGAUGAAAACACAAUUUAUUAUACUGAAAAUUUACCCGAUAUUACAACUAUUAAUGGACAAGAUUAUAUAAGAAUUCCUGGUACAAACACGUAUCAACUUAUAACACCAGAAAUGUUAGAAAAUGAAGAGAAUAUUCAUCCAACUAAUAUUAACAUUGAUCUUAUGGUCAAUGCAUCUGCAAACAUUCAACAAAUUGAAUCGCAACAACAAUUACCAUUACCAUCAAUGCCUUUUACAACAUCAAUGUUAAAUCAACAAAGAAUAUUACAACUUUCGGAAUAUUCAUCACCAUCAUCAGAUAAUCAACAACCAAUUCAUCAUCAACAUCAACAUCAUCAACAUGUUGAACAACAAUCGGUUUCACCCUUAACGAUUAAUUGUAUUAGUGAAAAUACACCUGCUUUAAUACCAUCACCAGAUCAAUAUAGCAGCCACAGUAGUAGUAAUAUGAGUGGAAUAAGUUAUACAACAAUACCAAACAUAACAAAUGGCGGGCAAAAUAAUAAUAACAAUAAUAAUUUUACAGAACAAAAAAGAUAUCAACAGGAAAGUCAGCAACAAUCUCAGCAACAGCAAUUAUUAAAAGUAAAAUUAGAGCCAUCACAACAUUUACAACAAUCACAUAUAAUUGAUGAACAAUUGAUAACAAAUUCAUCACAAUUAAAUGGUCAUGAAUUUGAUUCUAAUCAUGAUUUUUCAAAGACAAUAGUAACAACAAUGGUAACGAACGGAAAUGAUUCAAAUAUUUAUGAAACAAUUGAUAGUGUUAUAAAUCAAAGUAGAUGUGAACCGGAAACUAUAAAAAAUCGAAGAGGUGAUGAAUUAAAAAUUCAAAAAGUUAAAUUGGAAAGAAAUGUUAUACUUGACCCAAGAGAUUUAUCUGAAGAAAAUAUGAUGGAAGCAAUUGAAUGGUGGGAAGCAAAUACACCGAAAAAUGAUGAAUGUUAA
This is a messenger RNA of Condylostylus longicornis, 2061 nucleotides long. Its product is annotated as protein kinase 4-like. Gene Ontology annotation, biological process: developmental process; regulation of transcription by RNA polymerase II. Lineage: Eukaryota; Metazoa; Arthropoda; Insecta; Diptera; Dolichopodidae. The transcript is spliced from 3 exons. The coding region runs from base 1 to 2061 and encodes 686 amino acids. Gene Ontology annotation, molecular function: DNA-binding transcription factor activity, RNA polymerase II-specific; RNA polymerase II transcription regulatory region sequence-specific DNA binding; protein dimerization activity. The record is from RefSeq and is a predicted model, not a curated record.